AUGUCAGCUGCACCUUCCCAGGACCAAGCAGCCGAGCUGAUCCGGUGCAUCCGGUUUUGGCGCUACCGAAGCGAUCUUGAAACUGGUCCAUGUAUGACAGAGCGAAACAUCCUCACCUCAGAGGAUAUAGUUGGGAUCAGAGAUCCAGUUUUCCUGAUGACAACUGAGGAUAUUUCAAGAGCUGUUCGCAGCCUGCUACGGCGCAAUAGAUCAUGGUUUGAUAGGGUUGAGCAACAGCUUCAAUCCAUGUUACAGCUGUGGCAAAUCGUUAUGCAACAGAAGAAGCGUUUUGACGACCUGAAUGGAUUGGCAGCAAUUUCGCCCCAUCGUGAGUUCCUAGAGGCUAUACUUCUUACCGGCCGCUUCAUUCCAGCCAGAGCGAGCCUGGUCCCCGAAUCUCGUCCGCAGAAGAAUGAGAAGCGCGAGGGCGGGCAUAGUACCCCGUUUCUCGUUGUAGAGCCGCAGAAGAAGAAGUAG
Messenger RNA from Diaporthe citri, 477 nucleotides. RefSeq lists its product as uncharacterized. The record is from RefSeq and is a predicted model, not a curated record. The transcript has a single exon. Bases 1 to 477 code for a protein of 158 amino acids. Lineage: Eukaryota; Fungi; Ascomycota; Sordariomycetes; Diaporthales; Diaporthaceae.